ACAAAUGAAUAAUCAUUUAUAUAAAUAUAUUAUUGUUUUAUUUUAAAUUAAUAUAAGUCAUGUCAAUAUUAGAUCCUACCGAUAUUUCUACUUUACCUUGGUAUUAUGACGAAUUUGGAAUGAUGGAUGUAUUAGUUGAACCUAAGGAUAAACUUUUUGAAUUUGAUGAGCUUAAAAUGGAACCAUUGUCACCUUAUUUUGGUGAUGAUAUCAAAUUUAAUACAGGAGUUAGUGAUUUAGAUAGUGAUUAUAUGAUGCAAUGGAAUAUUGAAUCAUGUUUAGGAAAUGGUAUUGAUUUGGAAAAAGAUUCAUUCAAAUCAUCACCUCCAUCAUCUCCUUCUAAUGAGUCAAUGCCAAGUGGUGAUUCACAAUCAUCAUUUGAUUCAAACCAAAUAUUACCAAAGAUAUUAUCAUCAAAUAUGAAAAAUAUAAAUGCAAUUUGUGAUACUAAUACAGUAUUUGCUAUAAAAUCUAUGAAUGGAAGUAAAACAUUUCCGAAACUGAAAAUUUCUCCAGCUCCAAUUAAACCAAGUUUUAAUGCAGCUUCUAGAACUAAUAAUAAUUUCAAUGUUUCUUCAAUGCUCACUGAUCAAACUAAUCAAUCUCCAGUCACAAUUUCAAAAUCAUUUGCAUCAACUCUUCCGCGAAAGAUUAUAUUAACUCAAGAUCAAUUUUCAAAAAUAACUAAAUUGCAAAAACAAAAACAAAUAGAUUUAAAUAUACCAACUGCAACACCAUUAGUAUCAAGUACAUCAGAAGUUAAUACUCAAUUGACAUUGCCAGUUGUUGAAAUUGAUUCAGCAAAGUCUAAAAAUUCUACUACCACUUUACAAUAUAAUCAAUUAAGUGCAAUAAAACGACAUCAACGUAUGAUACGAAAUCGAGAAGCAGCAAGCUUAUCUCGUAAAAAGAAAAAAGAAUAUGUAACAUCAUUAGAAGAAAAAAUAUGUGUAUUGGAAAAAGAAAAUCUGGAACUAAAAAUUGAAAAUUCAGCAUUGAAAGAAAGGCUCAAAAUUUUUGACAAAUUAUCUUCAAUAACAGAUAGACCUUUUAUCAAAAAAGCCAAAAAAGCUACAGUUAUAUUAUCAGUAGUUUUAAUGAUUUCUUUAAAUAUUGUACCUUCGGGGAUUUUUAAUAUAAGGCAAUUUGACAAAUCAGAAAUGCAAAUAAACCUUGGAGAUAAUUAUAAUACAAAAAAUGUUGAAAACAUAAACUUUCAUAGUAGAAAUCUAUUAUGGGUCAAUGACUUUGAAGACAGUAAUUCGUCAUUGAAUGCUACUGAACAUUUGAUGUGUCCAACAUUUAUAAAUGUAUCUGAAUCAAAAAGAAUUGAUAGCGAACUUCGAAAAUGGAUUGAACCAAAGAAUUUAAAGUUGUUGAAUGACAACUUAUCUAUGGUUUAUGUUGAACCUCCAAUUAUAAGUACUACUAUUGAACAUUCUAAACACAAUGAAUAUAUCAGAAAUAAAGUCAAAAAAAUGGAAAGAUCUCAAAAAAGAAAUUUUAAAAAAAGAAAGCAUGUUCCAUCUAACAAUGAUUUCAUAGAAAUAUUUGGCCAGUUGAAGUUAGAUAGUAAAGAAAGUUUAUUCGAUUCUAUUGAAAGGCAAGAUGAUACUUUCUAUGUUGUAUCUUUUUCUGGUGAUCAUUUGUUAUUACCAGCUAGUCAUAAUGCUUCUAAUACUACCCUUCGACCAAAGAUGUCACUUGUUUUUCCAACUCUAUCAUCAAAUGGUUCGGAUUUUGUCACUAUGAUUCAAAUUGAUUGUGCUGUAACUGAUACAAAAACAUUACAUAUUCGAGAUACUCACUUAAGACAUAAUGAUUUUAAAAAUAAUGGUUCUUCCAACUUAAAACAGCACAAUGAUCAUAGAAACAAUAUAGCACACAAGCCCUAUUUUAUACGACAAAGUUACUCUGGUUCAAUGUUUAGCAAAAUGAACCAUGAACUUCCAAGUUACUAACAUUGCAAUGUAUUUCAAAAUCAGAAAUCAUAUCUCAACCAUUUUUUCUUAUAUUUGAAUGCAUUUUUUUCUUCUUAAGCAUAAAUAAACCAUAUACUAAUAAUAUGAAUUGUUAUGUUUACAAAUUCCUACAAAAAGUGGCAUUCAGUUAGAAAGUUAAGCUACUAAUAUAUGAUUUAAUUUACUUAUUUUUAGAUAUGUACUUUAUUCAUAAUUUAGCAUAUUAUAUAU
Molecule: messenger RNA, 2192 nt
Organism: Melanaphis sacchari
Lineage: Eukaryota; Metazoa; Arthropoda; Insecta; Hemiptera; Aphididae
Gene: Atf6
Product: cyclic AMP-dependent transcription factor ATF-6 alpha
Exons: 14
Coding region: 60-1961 (633 amino acids)
Biological process (GO): regulation of transcription by RNA polymerase II; endoplasmic reticulum unfolded protein response
Cellular component (GO): nucleus
Molecular function (GO): RNA polymerase II cis-regulatory region sequence-specific DNA binding; DNA-binding transcription factor activity, RNA polymerase II-specific
Source: RefSeq, a predicted model, not a curated record